CAAAUUCGAACGUAGCUUGUCAUAGUAGCUCGACUCUGUAAUGCUGUUUGAAAUAAUGUUUUUGUGCUCAAUGUAGUUGACAUAGCUUGAAUAUAAAUAAUUUAUGUUCAUAGAACUUCGAGUUGUCACUUGUUUCGCUGUGUCCAUGAGUGAGUUCAGUUAUUUUAUAAAAAUUGUGUGGGUGCAAGUGUAUUGCCGUAUUAUGCAAGUGAAUUAAUAUACGAAAUACAGAAUUACGGAUAAUGCAGCCGCAGUUAGCUGAAUGUAACGCAUUGUGGAUGUUAAAGUAUGUAGUUUAAAUUGCAGAAUAAGUGAUGCUGUAUGGUAUUUGCUGCGUGCUGUAGAAGAACAUAACGUUUCUGAGUCCCAAUUCCCCACUUGGUUUUAAGGAAUUUACAAUGACAACAGAAAUAUUGGAAUUACUUUGUAAUUCAAUGAAACUUGAGCGAGACAGAGGUGUUGGAGAGCUGCAGCGGGUUUUGCCAACAUGUACUGAAAAUGAAAGAGUGCAGUUUGAAGUUAAUCUUGUACUUCUAAUUAGUGAUUCAGAAACAUCUUGGGAAACGAAGCAUGGUUGCUUGUUAGGAGCCAAAGCCCUGAUCCCGUACCUGAAUCUAGAUGAUGAGCAUGAAGCUGAUUUUGUACAUAGAAUUAAAGCCAUUGCAGAAAAGUUCCUGACCGACAUAGAAGUAAGAGUACGGAUGGCAGCUGGUGAAGUAUUAGGUGUACUUUGUGGAAAAAUUGGCCCAGCUGUGUAUCAAGAUUGUAAGGAGUAUGUGUUGCGAUUGAUACAGAGUAAUUUGGAGAGGCAAGUGACCCAUGAUGAUGAUGGCUCAAAACAUGAGCAAUUAGAAACUGAAAAACUAAUGGAAAAGCUAGCAGGUCCUUCCCAAAGGCGCAACAGUGCUGAAGCAGCCCAGAUUUUCCAUGAUACAGCUGGAUGGAAGAACUUGGAGACAAGCCUCAAAUGCUUACAGGCAAUGAUUGAUGGGUGUGGUGCCAACUUUCAGCUAUUUGUGGAUGAUGAGUUGCUGGAACUUAUCUUCACAACUUUAACACACACCAAUAGAUUUGUCCGUGAAACUGGCUUUUAUGUCUGCUCAUCUCUUGUUAGCUGUGGCAGUACUGAUCAAGAUGCAGAAGGCAGAGAUAGUGUUAGUGCAAUGAACCCUAUCUACACGUAUGGGCAUGAGUUCAGCAAACACUUAGCACAGGGACUAGCAGACAACUGGAGUCAGGUACGACUCUCAGCAUCUGUUGCUGCACGAAAAUUCCUUACUUCACUCCCUGAUGAUAAAGCUCGAGAAAUUUUCUACCCAGAAUUACUGCCAAGAAUGUGUCUCAACAGAUAUUACGUGGCAGAAGGAGUACGCAUCUACUCUCAGGAGACCUGGCGCCAGGUGACAGGAACAGCUGGGAAGGAUCUAGUCCAAAAAUACAUCUCAUAUACUGUGGAUUAUUACAUAUUAGCAACAGAAUCAGAUAACCAUGCUGUGCGAGAAGCAGCUUGUGCUUGUAUUGCUGAACUUGCAGCAAAAAUCCAUCCUCAAGCCACUCGGCCAUAUGUGGAGCGACUCUUGGAAACUCUGCUUGUCUGUUUUCAAGAUGAUAGCUGGCCGGUGAGAGAUGCCGCAUGUAUGGCUUGUGGAAACUUCAUUCUGUGUUUUCCUGAAGAGUCCCGGGGCGCUCUUCCAUCAUUAUAUCCGAUGUUCUUCUGUAAUCUGGGGGAUCCAAUUCCAUCAGUAAGACAAGGGGCUGCUUCCUCACUCGCUAACAUUGUACGAGCAUAUGGUCAGGAAGCAGUAGCAACUGUAAUGGAGAAGGCAACCGCAGGACUGAAGGGUGUUAUGAACCAACCAGCAGAGUCUGAGCGGUACCCUGACAUGGAACGUGGUCAGGCAUCGUUUGGUGUUGUGAAGAGGUUACGAGAUAAUGACCCUGAACUCCAUUCUGAUAAACAGAUGUAUUCAUGUGGAUCUUUGGCACCAAAAAUGGGUCGGGGUGGUUGCACUGACCCUAAGUUCAAAAGACCUUCACAACCUUGGGAAAUGGCAGAUGGAUGUGUGUACCUGCUGUCUGAGCUGUCGCAGAUCCCUGAUCUGUCCCACUCAGUGUUUACUGCAUUGCCCCUAGUGGGAGAGGCCUGUCAGUAUCGACACUACACCCACCAUGUUGUCUUCCUUGAGACAGUUUGUAAACAGUUACCUCUUCUGGCAAAGGGAGUUGGCAAGAAAGUCUUCAAGUCCAUUGUUGAGGAGUUCUUGGACCCAGUUUUCUAUGCCCUGGAGUGUGAGAAUGCUUUGACUUCUAGUGCAGCUAGUCAGUGUCUGAAUCAGAUCGGCACUCUGCUUGGACCAAGUAUCCUAAGAGCAAAAGUGGAAAGGCAUAAUCCAAAAUAUUUACACCACCUAGAUGCAAAUGUCUUCAUUGCUCCAUUUUGAGCAAAUUGAAUGAUUUACUUGACUACUGAUUCACAAUUGUGGAAGUCAAGGCAACCUUCUGUGAUAUAGGCUGCUCCUGCACCAAGUUGUCAGUAUCUGUGCACCAUGUUUAUAAAUGUCUCUGCUACUAGAACACUAGGUCGUUAUUUCAGAAUUCAGCUUUUGGUACAUUGAGUCACUGUGAAAAUAAAUAAAACUAGAUCUUGUAUCUGAGGUUGUUAUGAACUUUACUGUAUAGCACAGAAGCAUUAACAUCAAAAUACAUGAAAACUGAUAUGCAGUUGAAACAAAUUGUUUUACCUUGGAAGGAUAUUUAAAUUUCUGAUUCUUCAAGUUUAAUCGUAAUGUUGAUAACAGAUAUGACCUAUCAAAAAUGUGAAGAUUACCCCCCCCCCCCAUUCCAUGAUGUGAUACUGUUUAUUCUGGUAGACAGUAGUUGUGUUUUGGAAGAAAAUUCUGCCUCCAGCUUCAAGAUAGAAAAAUGAGCAGGAAUUGAAAAAAACUGGUUUUGAUGUAGGGAAGGAGGACAAGGACUAGAACUGUGGACAGACCAACAGAAGACAGUGGCACUGAGAAGUGAUAGUUAUACCAAGGGCAUAUAUAGUGGUGCAAAAGUGUAAGAGGAAUGAAAGGAGGAGACAGACAGGAGUAGAAAUAUAAGUGAUAAAAAUAAAAUGAAUUUAUAGGAUGAAGAAAAUAAAGUAAUAAAAUAAGAUUAACUUAAAAUGGAAUAGAUAUCCAAAAGAAAGACAUGAAGCGUAGGAAGAAGGAAGGGAUAAGCCAAAAUAAAAUGAAAGUCCACUGCAUUGCGAGCAGAUGACAGAAGCUCCUUCAUUUAUGACAUAACUUCUGCAGAAAAAAUAAAUAUAAAACAUAGUCUGCUGAAAUUGCUGUAAGAGCCCAGCAGAUGAUCUGUGCAAGAAAUUUGUAAUUUUAUGGCUCUGAAACAGUAGGAGGGUAAGGAUUAUGAAGUUUCAAGAAGGCUAUCAGUAUGUAUUGUGCCAGAUCUAACUGGGUGAAAUUCAUUUUUUGACUCAUUAC
This is a messenger RNA of Cryptotermes secundus, 3482 nucleotides long. RefSeq lists its product as uncharacterized. The transcript has 11 exons. The coding region runs from base 399 to 2441 and encodes 680 amino acids. Gene Ontology annotation, cellular component: cytoplasm; nucleus. Gene Ontology annotation, molecular function: molecular adaptor activity. The record is from RefSeq and is a predicted model, not a curated record. NCBI's taxonomy places the organism in Eukaryota, Metazoa, Arthropoda, Insecta, Blattodea, Kalotermitidae.